Messenger RNA from Mollisia scopiformis, 2214 nucleotides. Its product is annotated as neutral trehalase. NCBI's taxonomy places the organism in Eukaryota, Fungi, Ascomycota, Leotiomycetes, Helotiales, Mollisiaceae. Gene Ontology annotation, biological process: trehalose catabolic process. The transcript has 5 exons. Gene Ontology annotation, cellular component: cytoplasm. Gene Ontology annotation, molecular function: alpha,alpha-trehalase activity; calcium ion binding. Bases 1 to 2214 code for a protein of 737 amino acids. The record is from RefSeq and is a predicted model, not a curated record.
AUGUCCUCUCCUCUGCGAGCCAGAACUUCCAACGAGGUUGAUCCGUACAGUGCAUCACAUAUCUAUUAUGGCCCAGAUGCUCACACUGGCCUCAAGGGCCACAACCACUUCAGAACGCGGACCUACUCUACUAAUCAAAGUGCUACAAAAUCCAUUGAUCGCUCACAGCUGAAAAUGCCCAUUCGGCGUGGCAGUCAUGAUGAUUACACCACGGUCCCAAACCAGUUUCUUAUUCAUGUCGAACGCACGAUCCAGGAGUUAGAGGCACAAGAGGACACCGAUGGUAAUUACCAAAUCACCGUCGAGGAUCUGGGUCCAAAGGUCUUCAAUCUAGGCACGGCUUCUUCAAAUGGCUUCAAGAAGAGAGAACUUCGCGGAACCUACGUCCUCUCGAAUCUGCUACAGGAGCUGUAUCUUGCUCGAGAGUACGGCAAAUCCCACAUUUUCCUGGACGAAAGCCGAUUGAACGAAAAUCCUGUCAACAGACUUUCGCGGUUGAUUAGAGAGGAGUUCUGGAAGAAUCUUACAAGAGUCAUUGAUGGUUCCGUCAUCGAAAUUGCAGGCAGGGAUCCCAAAGAUUGGACUGAGGAUCCACGCCCGCGUAUCUACAUCCCACAUCGUUGUCCAGAGCAACUUGCCUACUAUACCCAGGUCGCCAUAGACAGGCCAGAGAUUCGUUUGGAUGUAUGUUUGCUGCCAGAGAAAAUCACUCCUGAAUACGUUCAGGGUCUCAAUGCUAAGCCUGGUCUCUUGGCUGUCGAUAUGGAAGAAGUCGAAGAUCCAAGGACUGGCAAGAAGGUGUUGAAGGGUCGUCCGUUCGUCGUUCCAGGUGGCCGAUUCAAUGAGCUGUACGGUUGGGAUUCAUACAUGGAGUCUUUGGGUCUCAUUGCUAACAAGAAGGGACACCUUGCAAAAUCGAUGGUCCAGAACUUCGUCUUCUGCAUCAAACACUAUGGCAAAAUACUCAAUGCCACCAGAUCGUACUAUUUGUCACGAUCUCAACCGCCAUUUCUCACUGAUAUGAUUCUGCGAGUCUACGAGGUCAUCAAACAUGAAGCUGGUGCGGAAGAGUUCUUGCGACAAGGUGCCUUAGCUGCCAUCAAGGAGUAUAAUAGCGUUUGGACUGCCCACCCACGGUUGGAUCCAACAACCGGUCUUAGCAGAUACCGUCCAGAAGGUCUUGGCGUUCCUCCAGAGACGGAAUCUUCUCAUUUCGAGCAUAUUUUGGAACCAUAUGCAAGAAAGAAUGGUAUUACAUUCCAGGACUUUGUUAAGGCUUACAACGACGGUUCAAUCAAAGAGCCAGAGCUCGACGAGUAUUUCCUGCAUGAUCGAGCUGUCCGCGAAUCAGGGCAUGAUACUUCAUACCGUUUAGAGAAGGUCUGUGCGAAUCUAGCAACCAUCGAUCUGAAUUCUCUGUUGUACAAAUACGAGAAGGAUCUGUCCACCAUCAUCCGAACUUAUUUCAAGGAUGGCUUAAAAAUCCCAGAUGAUUGGCUUUCCGGAAAUAUGAAAUCGGGCCAUCUUGAGACUUCGUCAAUCUGGGAUAGACGCUCGAAGCACCGCAAGGCAGCCAUUGACAAGUACCUUUGGAAUCAAGAGAAGGGUAUGUACUUCGAUUACGAUACUGUCAAAAAGGAGCAGUGCACAUAUGAGAGUUGCACUACAUUCUGGGCUCUCUGGUCUGGAGUUGCAUCACCAGGUCAAGCUGCUCGCCUUGUCGAUACCGCCCUCCCACUUUUCGAAGAGAAGGGUGGUUUGUCAUCGGGUACCGAGAAAUCUCGCGGUGUUGUUGGUCUUGAUCGGCCAAAUAGACAAUGGGACUAUCCUUAUGGAUGGGCUCCUCAGCAGAUGAUGGCCUGGGGUGGUCUUCAACGAUACGGAUAUCUUGAGGAGGUUGAACGUAUCGCCUACAAGUGGCUUUUCAUGAUGACAAAAGCUUUUGUUGAUUUCAAUGGCGUUGUCGUUGAGAAGUACGACGUUACUCGCAGUGUCGACCCCCAUCGAGUUGAUGCCGAGUAUGGAAAUCAAGGUCUUGAUUUUAAGGGCGUUGCCAAAGAGGGAUUUGGAUGGGUUAACGCCUCUUAUGUUUACGGUCUCCAAAUGCUGGAAGCUGGACCCACACGAGCUCUUGGCUUGCUUACUCCUUGGGAGGAGUAUGCGAAAUCUCGUGGCCUGCACGGCCAUCCCCUGAUGACUGUCCGUGAGAACUAA